AUGGAUCGUCAGCUGACAGAACAAGAAAUACGCACUAUGUUUGACCACAUGGAUAAGAAUCACAACGGAUACGUGACUGCUAAAGAACUAAGAUAUUAUUUAAAAGUACACGAUGCGAGAGUCACAAAUAAAGAAGUCAAAGACUUCAUUCGUAAGAUUGACGAAAGUGGAGAUGGUCAAUUAAGUUUGCAUGAAUUUAUGAAAGCAUUUUCACCACAAAGAAGAUCCUGCACUACAGACUUCAGGACAAUACGAAGAUGAAUAUUUGGUUGUCGUCUAAUUUCAAAUAUUUAAUCAACAAUUUUAUAGAUUUACUAAAAUUAUUAAAUGAAAAUGCC
This is a messenger RNA of Schistosoma guineensis, 338 nucleotides long. The record is from the annotation of a GenBank genome assembly. NCBI's taxonomy places the organism in Eukaryota, Metazoa, Platyhelminthes, Trematoda, Strigeidida, Schistosomatidae.